CUCCAUCCAUGGUCCCGCCCUCCGCUCCUCCCCUCUCACCCCCGAACACAGCAAGAUCUGGAUAGAGCCCCGAGUUUCCAUCUUCCCGCUCAUGUCGACGGCAUCUACUCAGUCCCGAGGCAUUAACCGACGGAUUAACAGCCUUCAGAAUGAAUCCCGCCAUUCGCGCAGUCUCUCGGGGUCCCGCAGACGCCCCGUCAACUCCUCAACAGCCUACAAUUACGCUCUCCGAGUAGCCUACCUAGCUUAUCUCCUCCAGCCUCGCUCGCGUCGUGUGCAGAAUGUGCCCGUCCCUCAGAGGCCUAAAAGGGCCUCUACCUCGUUUCACGACCUGAUGAGCGAUUUCUCUCUAGUGCGAGACUCCAAGAGUACCCGCAUCCCUCAUGGAUUCAUCGCAGAGCUGGAGAAGAGGUUGACAGGCGUCCUGAUUGGAAAGGAAAAGCGGAAAGAAUACCAAGACACGCUGGUCGUGAGGACAUUCGCUGCAUUUCUCAAUACCCUUAAGGACCAGUCAUUUAAGAAGCGCAUGGAGAAGGACCGGCGGGCCGAAGACCUCGUCCUAAUCUUCUACUCGAAUGCGACUAAGGAGCUUAGCAAAGGAAAAGACCCAGAAGAUGAUCACUGGAAGCUUAUGGUAGACAGACACGUGGCACUUUUCGUUCGUUUGUUCGCGCUUAUCUUAAAGGAUCACGACUGGGCAAAAGAACGACCUGAGCUGGCAAACCGUCUGUCGGUCCUGGAGAACAAACUGCUUUCCCAGGAUCAGGAUCUCGUGCAGACAAACGGCACAACUACGGUGGAAGUUGUUGCCCCUCUAAGUUACGAUGUCAAGGACAUGCCACUUGUACAACACGUGGCGAGAAUCUUUGACGUGAAUUUAAGCCAGGUACAGGCAGACAUAGAUAAGAAUAAAGGGGCCUGGACCGGAAAAUCGGCACUGCAGGAUUUGAAAGCUUACCAGGCUCAUCUAAACCUCAAGACUCGGAAAACAUUGUCUCAGGAAGACUUUGAAAGUGAGGAAGCAUAUGAGCUUUGGAAGAAAAAUGAGGGCCCUGAUUUGUCGCAGAUGAUGCUUGCUAUUGUACAGUCGAACCCAGAACUCGCCAAAAGCACCCCGGGUGCGCUUCCACAUUUCAAUCCAAAUGCUGGUGACCAGGAUCCGGCGGGGGAGCUCUCGAGGACAAACUCCGAUAGGCCGUCGUCGUAUGUCAUAGAUCAGUCUCUGGAUCUCAGUUCACUGUCUUUGGGCGAUGACGGUACUGAGCCUUCGGAUGAGUCUGAUACAUAUACGUACAUACCUCAAGAUCCCCGGUUUAUGUAUCGGUUUAUACUAGCUCGGACCCUGAGCCAUGACCUGAAAGACCGCGAGAUCGAGGCGACGCAGGCUACGUCGGAGGUACCGUCAAUGAAGCUCUUUUCAAAACAGUCGACGGAGUUCCUAAACGAGGUCUGCCUUCGCUGGCGGAUCCCCAACUAUUCCAGGAUAGUCUUGUUUCUGGAUGUUGCCCGGUCCAAGUUUGUGGAUAACGAAAUCGAUCUCAAUACACUUGAUUCGGCUUUCACUUUCGUGAAAGAGUCCUCAUCUGCAGAAGGCAAGAGGCGCAGUAGCUUUGUCGCUUCCGUUCUUUAUGACAGGCAGAAGUGGACGAUCCAUGACCUUCUGUUAAUGCAGCAAAUACUAUCCUCCCUUCAUGAAGCCCUGCUCAGGGAGCUGUACGAUGUGAUGAUGGAUUGCUACGAAGGAAAGCCUCGUCCCAUCGGUCCGGUAAUGUAUGUACUGGAGAACCAUAUUCAACUGGAUCCUAACUACACCGAGGAUCUCGAGGAUAUCGAGCGUUUUCGCUCAUAUGUGCAGGACGGGCUCGCACAAAAAGCAGCUGAGAAGUAUCAAGAGCUUUUGGGACAACUGAUCCCAGUCGAGCCGGAGUCCUGGGAGCUGGACCACAUCAUCCAACUUUGUGAUGCCAUCACUAAACUUGCACAGAAAAUUAGAAAACGUUACCGGAAAAAUCCUGAGAUCAUGGGAGUCAACCCUUACUUGAUCUUGCUGUCCAAUGUGCUUCCAAUAUUCUCAGAGGAUGCUCACGAGAUGGUAAUUAGGAUUAUUGAGCUCGAGAAAGUGAGGGGUGAGGAGACCGAUAUUCAAGAUGGAUUCGACCUGUAUAGACAGCUGGCGGACAUCCGUCGUCUCUUCACCGAAGCCCUUCCUGAUGUCACCUUCCCAUUCCAUGUCGAGGGUCUGAUGGAAGAAUUUGUGUGGCGGUGGAUCCGCCUGACUGAUGCAAAGGUUGCGGACUGGGUUGAACAGGCAGUCAAGCAAGAUGCUUUCAGUGUUCGAGCGGACGGCAUGGCGGAAGAAGCGGUUCCGGAGGAAAACCGACAUAGCGUAUCUGUAAUCGACAUUUUUCGCUCCUUCAAUCAGGUUGUCGAGCAGAUGAUCUCCCUUGAGUGGGAUGAUGAUUUCCAGUACGCCAAGUUCAUGACCGCCCUGUCCAAAUCCAUAGGGGGCGGCGUGGCAAGAUACUGUGAAUCCUUGGAGCAGAUGUUCGCUAGGGAGAUGGAUCGACUGUCUCCCGAUCAAGAGGCUGCUAUGAACCAAACCGCCCAAGAGAGGCUGAUGCAAUUUGCCAAGGAAGCAUGGACGAGCAAAGAAAAAAUCGAGCCGUUCCAAUUCUUUCCCGAGUCUCUGGUCAAACUGAAUAACGUCGAAUAUGCCCUUUCUCAGCUAGACAAGUUGGAAACCGAAAUCAAUGUUGACGGUUGCGCAGAAGUGAUAGCAAGCCAUGCUCAACCCCAGCUCCAGAAGAUCCGUAAGUCUACGACAUAUGUUUUCACUGUCAAGGUGGUGGAAGCAGAAGACUUGAAGGCGUGCGAUAUGAACGGUGGAAGCGACCCCUACGUUGUGCUGGCCGACGAAUACCAGAAGCGCAUAGCCAAAACUCGCAUUAUCUACAACAACCUCAACCCGCGGUGGGACGAUGCUGUCGACAUAACAACGCAGGGGCCGGUUAAUAUCAUCGCAACAAUCUGGGAUUGGGAUGCCGUCGGUGACCACGACUACGUCGGUCGGACUUCUAUUAAGCUCGACCCCGUGCAUUUCAGCGAUUUCCUGCCAAGGGAGUACUGGCUCGAUUUGGAUACACAGGGCCGACUGCUACUUCGCGUGAGCAUGGAAGGGGAACGCGAUGACAUACAGUUCUACUUCGGCAAAGCGUUCCGAACGUUGAAGCGGACGGAGAGGGACAUGACUCGCAAGAUCACGGAAAAGCUCUCCGCAUAUAUCAGCCAUUGUCUAUCGCGCCGGACGUUGAAAUCAUUGUUAUCCCGAGGGCUGAGUAUUUCCAGCGUAUCCAAUUUCUUGAACCGGAAUCGAGCCCAAUCGACCACUGCCACCCCGUCCAAUGCGGACGUGGAAAACGCGCUGACCCCCCUCUUCGACUACUUCAACGAUAACUUUGCGAUCAUGAACAAAACUCUCACCUCGGAGGCCAUGAAAAUGGUCAUGGCACGUCUGUGGAAAGAAGUGCUUGCUACCAUCGAGAGUUUGCUGGUACCCCCAUUGUCCGACAAACCCUCCCACCAAAAGCCCCUCACAAUGCAAGAGGUGGAUGUUGUCUCGCGCUGGCUGGUGCUUCUGUUGAACUUCUUCCACGCCGUUGACGAAGAAACUGGCGAAGCCAAUGGCGUUUCAAUUGAUAUCUUGAAAUCGCCCAAAUACCAUGAGAUUCAGACCCUGAACUUCUUCUAUUUCGAGCCCACCGAGACUUUGAUCCGCACCUCUGAGCGGAUGGCCUCUGCGACGAUCUCUCGCCAGCAGGCCAACAAGAACCGGAUCUCUGCUCCACCACACCUCGGUGCCGCGGGGACCGGCAGCGUCCUGGGCCUCCCCAGCGCACGUCGGGCCAAGAGCAUCAUGCUCUCGCGGAACCUUGGCACGAUGAAGAAGAUGAAGGAGGAGAAAUGGCGGGAGGCUCAGGCUGAGCCGAACGACGACAUGAUCCUCCGAAUUCUACGUAUGCGUCCAGAAGCCGCAGGCUAUCUGCGCGACCGCAGUCGGCAAAAGGAGCGACUGGCGGCGGCAGCGGCGGCAGAUGCCAUUGUGAAACAGAGCCUGAUGGCGGGGGCGGGGGGCAGGAUGACUGGGACCCUGGGCCGGCGAUGAAGGUUCGGAGGGACUGGGCCGACAUUCGCGGUCUUUUGUUAUGUUGUUGUUAACUUUCACACUGUGUUUCACUCUGCGUUUCAGCAUGAUGCAACAUCGUUUGGCUUCUUUGAUAUGGACGUGAUGAUUCCCAAAUCUAG
Molecule: messenger RNA, 4302 nt
Organism: Aspergillus sclerotioniger CBS 115572
Lineage: Eukaryota; Fungi; Ascomycota; Eurotiomycetes; Eurotiales; Aspergillaceae
Product: C2 domain protein
Exons: 5
Coding region: 92-4162 (1356 amino acids)
Source: RefSeq, a predicted model, not a curated record